AUGGUUUCUGCCCUAAUCAAGACUAUAUCAUCCUACAUUGAAAAGAUUUGCAAAGGAAUGUUUACAAAGAAAUUGGCAAACCCAAUAAAGAAGAAAGAGAGAAGCGAAAAUAAAGAGCCUAAAUUGACCACUGAUUUGCAAGCACACAAUCUAACACUCUCUACUACACUGAAGACUACAGUGAAAAAGAUUUCCAAAUGCUCUUCGGCACGUAACAUAUCGCUUGAAGAAGACGACGGAAAGAACGACUGCUCAUCCCUGUCACCCACUUUCAGUUAUCGCGUAGCUAUAGCAAAUGGACUCCCCAAAAAUUCUGUUUUUUUGAAUAAUAAUGAAAGCAUCUUUCCUGAGGUUCUUUCCAUUGAUAGUAGUUACUCUGACUCCUUGAGUGAGACAAAACCUGUCCGGAGACUGGAUGAGCAUAAAUCUCACACUAUGCCAGUAAGACGAAACAGGAAGAGCCUCAUCAGUUUGGCUCCCUCUGAUGGCAGUUCUGAGGGUGAACGAGUGGAACGUUCCAGUCUCCACACACUCAGACUGGGUGCUCUGCGCAAGUUAAGAAAAUGGAAAAAGAGUCAGGAAUGUGUCUCCUCAGACUCCGAGGUGAGCAACUGGAGGAAAACCCUGGGCAUCCGGAGCAAGUCCUUGGACCGUGCUGGGCGUCAGCAAAAGAGUUCAACCCUGGAGCCUGGCUCCUCCUCCACAGGGUGCAUCAGUCAGACCCAGGAUGUCAUGGAGAUGAUCUUUAAGGAGCUUCAGGGGAUCAGCCAGAUAGAGACAGAACUAUCUGAGCUGCGUGGUCAUGUAAAUGCCCUAAAAAGCUCCAUUGAUGAGAUCUCCAGUAGUGUGGAAGUAGUUCAGAGUGAGAUUGAGCAGCUUCGCUCAGGAUUUGUCCAGUCUAGAAGGGAAACACGCGACAUCCAUGAUUACAUAAAACAAAUCAGCCACCAGGCCAAUAAUUCCACCUUGCGGUUCCUCAAUGUUCCUGAAGAAAGGUCGGAAAAAACAGAAAGUCUAAUAUACAAGAUACUAAAAGACAAAAUGGGUUUUAUCGAUGCCCAUAAAACUAUAAAAAUUGAGCUUGCUCAUAGGUUAGGCCAACAAAGAGAAUGUUCUAAUGCAAAACCCCGCCCUAUUAUUGUCAUUUUUGCUACAACCCAAGAUAGGGAUUUAGUCUUGAAAAAAUGCUAUAAACUUAAAGGAACAGGAAUUACAGUCUCUACCGAUAGCUUAACUCAUGAUGGAAAGGAGAGAAAAGACAAAACAAUGUCUUCCUCACAAACCUAUGAAAGCAUGGAUCUAAAGGUCUCAGGAAAGGAUAAAGUAGUGGAGAGCGAUGACUGGGACUCAAUGGACAGUGAUAAAGAAUUAGAUGAAUUAAGCAGAAAUAAAUAUGCAAUGGUGAUUUCAAAGCCUGUUCACAAGAGUAAAUCAGAGAAGAGACGAUCCCAUGACCACAGCCGGUCAGGAGAAGAAGCAGGCUACUCAGGCGCAGUUCACUAUGCUGAUGACUCUUAUUAUGACCCAGACAAGCAUGCCAAGGCUUACUACUCUGAUUUGACCCCUGGCUGGCUUUCCCAGAGCGACUACUCCACCCCUAAACUUAGCCGCUCUGAGUCUGAUUGCUCAAAACUUUGCCAAUCAUACUCAGAAGACUUUUCAGAGAGCCAGUACUUUACACGGGCUAAUGGCUGCUCCCUGCUGUCCUCCUCAGAUCAGGAACUCUGGCAGAGAAAACAAGAAGACAUGGCCUCCUCCUGGUAUGCUAGCCCCAGUCACCAACUCAGCCAUGAAAAUCAAACCUAUGAACACAAUGAAGUUGAGACAACAGAAACUAUAGACAGUGGGGUGAGCAAUGGACUUGUCUGCAUGUCUGGGGACAGAAGCCACUACAGUGGCUCCCAGCUCUCUCUGCAAGGUGAUCUAUCACCCUGGAAAGACUGGCAUCAUCUGGAGCAGGGUGCUGACUCUGGCUUGGAAGCCUCUAUAGAGGUCAGCAGUCCCUUUGAUCCAUCAACCAUCCCUGGUUUUCCAGAAAAUAUCACUAAAUGUCAGGAGGUUGACUUACAAUUUGAAGGAGAUGAAGAAUUCAUGAAUCUUGACAGAGAAUCUUCUCUACCUGUAACCACCCACAUCAUUCCUCCCAUCACAGAGCGGGAGUCUGUCAUCAAAACAUCUGCUCGACAGUCUAAAGAGGGAUGUAAGGCGAUCACAAAAGAAAGUACGAAAGUAUUGUCUAAAGAUGCCCCCCCUAAAGCUGCUGCGAAAGUGACACAUAAACAAACUAAAUUAGCUUCUAAAGAAGAAACCACCAAAAUGUUGCCAAAGGAUAGUCCCAAGGUAACUGCUAAGGUUUCACCUAAAGUGACCUCUAAAGCAGCUCCUAAGGAGUCAACUAAAGAGAUUCACAAAUCAGCAGCUAAAGAAUCCUCUCAGGCCCUCCCUAAAGACAGCCCUAGACUAACACCUAAAGAUGCCACAAAGCCCACUGUUAAAGAGGUAACUAAAGUGACAUCUAAGUUAACUUCUAGUGAGGCUGCAAAAGUCACUCCCAAAGUGGCCCCAAAAGAUAGCCCCAUAAUAACUCCCAGAGAAAGUCCUAAAGAGUCACCUAAAGAUAGCCCUAAAAUAACCCCAAUUGAGAGUCCUGUCUCAACCCCUAAAGAAUCCCCCAAAGAUUCCCCUAAAGAGUCCCCUAAAGUCAUUGCUAAAGAGCCCCCACAAGCUAGCCCCAAGGUGCCCCCAAAAGACACCCCUAAAGCAGCCCCAACAGAAGCCCCAAAAGUGGCACCCAAAGCUGCCUCUAAAGAUGCCCCUAAGGAAACCCCCAAAGCAGUUCCUAAAGACAAAUUCCCUGAACUGGACGUCAAUCAUGGCUUUCACCAGGCCCAGAAUAAGUCUACAACUAUGUACCGCAGUCAGAGUGAGAUCCGAACAGAGAAGGUUGAGGAGGUUCCCAAGUCUUGGAGCAGUAGGCUCAGCAUAGAUCUAAGUGAGAAGUCCUUUGGUUUUGGCUUUGGCUCGACACUGCAGAGGGCUAAGUCAGCUCUGGAAGUGGUUUGGAAGUCCGGCUCUCAGAGUACCCCUGCUCCUCCUGAGGAGCCCACCAACUCCUCUUCAUCGUUUAUGGGGCGUUUCCGCACCCUGUCCACCUCCACUGUAAAUAACUCUAGUACUACAGUAGACACAGAGCCUGUCUUCUACAAGGCAGAGGAAGAGAAAACAGGUGCAGAUGCAGAUGCUGGUGAACAACCUGUGGACAGUGAGACCCACUAUGUUGAAGUGAUGGAGCAGGUAUUAGCUAAUUUGGAGAACAGAACUAAUGCUAAUGAGACACAGGAGACAGAUGAGCCUGCACAGGAGUGUGAGACUUCUCAGGACUAUGAUGUGUCUGAUGACAUUGAGGCAUCUCAUGCCUCUCAGGAUUUUGAGGCUUCUCAAGAUUUUGAAGCUAGAGAGGACUUGGAAACAAGUAAAGAGACACAUGUUCUGGAGUAUGAUUGCAGUUUGGAUGAGCCGUAUGAUGAAGAGUACAGUGAGGACACUGCUGAGUAUGACGCAAUGGUGGAGUAUGUGGACGUAGAAGAACCAGAUGAGACUGAGGACAAUGAUGUGACUGAGGAGAUGGAAGAGGGUGAUGAGGAGUUAGAGGAGGUAGAUGAGAUAAUUGAGGAGGCUGCUGAGGUCUCUGAAAAAGUGGAGCAACAGCAGGAGGAUGAAAACAAAAAUGUUCCAGAGGAGAAGCCCACAGAGGCCCCACCCAAGAAGCGUGUUCGACCCACAUUCAAGGAAGCAGCACUCAGGGCCUACAGGAAACAGAUGGCUGAACUGGAGCAGCAGAUCCUUGCAGGGGAUGUUGCUGUCCACUCUCAUAUGGCAGAUCAGAUUCAGGCUCGAAUAUCUAUGGAAGGAUUUGCAAUCAGUCAUGUUAAAGUAUGUUACUUAGUAGUUUUGCUGUUUGAUUUCAGAACCUCCACACCUAUGAGCUUGUUUGCUGCCUGGUCUACCCACCCAGAGCUAGGUAGGGAGUACGGACAUACCUUAGUCAUCUCUGGGCGUCCAAACAUGCUGGCGGCUAGCUUCAGCCAAAGAAGCAGGACAGACCAUCCGCCUCGCUGUAACUUGGAUCCCAAACUGCUCGGCUUGCAGUCUGGAGGGGCUGGCAGUAUUCUUUAUGGUAUUGACAGCAUGCCAGAUUUACGUCGCAAGAGGACAGUGCCUCUUGUCCGAGACCUGGCUUUGACCCUCACUGCUCGAAAGGCAGGCAUCUCGUUCGCUCUGGUGAACCGGUCCACCCUGAAUAACGAGGACCUGAAACUACAUGUCUUCAAGAAGACUCUCCAGGCCUUGAUCUACCCAAUCUCAUCCACAACACCUCAUAACUUUGAGGUUUGGACGGCGACUGCACCCACCUACUGCCAUGAGUGUGAGGGGCUGCUGUGGGGCAUUGCCCGUCAGGGCAUGCGCUGCUCGGAGUGUGGCGUUAAAUGCCAUGAGAAGUGCCAGGACCUGCUCAAUGCAGAUUGUUUACAAAGGGCUGUGGAGAAGAGCUCAAAGCACGGGGCAGAGGACAAGACCCAGAAUAUUAUCAUGGCUAUGAAGGAGCGCAUGAAGAUAAGAGAGAAGAACCGUCCUGAAGUUUUCGAGUUGAUCCAAGAGAUGUUCCACAUCUCCAAAGAGGACUUUGCCACUCACCUGAAGACAGCCAAGCAGGCUGUGCUCGAUGGGACUUCAAAGUGGUCUGCCAAAAUCAGCAUCACAGUCAUGAGUGCACAGGGCUUACAGGCCAAGGAUAAAACUGGCUCCAGCGACCCUUAUGUCACCGUCCAGGUGGGCAAGACCAAACGCAGGACGAAGACCAUCUUUGGCAACCUCAACCCAGUCUGGGAUGAGAAGUUCUCCUUUGAAUGUCACAACGCCACUGACCGCAUCAAGGUGCGCGUGUGGGACGAAGACGAUGACAUCAAAUCACGGGUAAAGCAGCACUUCAAGCGGGAGUCAGAUGAUUUCCUGGGCCAGACUAUCAUCGAGGUUCGCACUCUGAGUGGAGAGAUGGAUGUUUGGUACAAUCUUGAUAAGAGGACAGACAAGUCUGCUGUAUCUGGUGCCAUUAGACUCAAGAUCAGCGUGGAGAUGAAAGGGGAGGAGAAUGUGGUUCCUCCUCAUGGCCAGUACACCUGUUUACAUGAGAACCUGUUCCACUACCUGACUGAGGUGAAGAGCAGUGGGGUCGUGAAGAUCCCGCAGGUGAAAGGGGACGAGGCAUGGAAGGUCUACUUUGAUGACGUGUCUCAGGAGAUAGUGGAUGAGUUCGCCAUGAGAUACGGAGUGGAGUCCAUCUAUCAGGCUAUGACGCAUUUCUCCUGUCUGUCCGCCAAAUACAUGUGUCCCGGUGUUCCAGCAGUGAUGAGCAACCUGCUUGCUAAUAUCAAUGCCUACUUCGCCCACACCACCACCACCACCACAACCACUGCCUCCGCUUCUGACCGAUUUGCUGCCUCUAACUUUGGAAGGGAGAAAUUUGUCAAAUUACUGGAUCAGCUGCAUAAUUCACUGAGGAUCGACCUCUCUAAAUACCGGGAUAAUUUCCCAGCAGGAAACCCAGAGCGUCUCCAAGAUCUGAAGUCCACUGUUGAUUUGCUGACCAGCAUCACCUUCUUCAGGAUGAAGGUACAAGAGCUCCAAAGUCCACCAAGAGCCAGUAUGGUGGUGAAGGACUGCGUAAAAGCGUGCCUGGACUCCACGUACAAAUACAUUUUUGAUAACUGUCAUGAACUGUACAAUCAACUCCUCGACCAGAGCCGGAAGCAGGACAUUUCCCGUGAGGAGCAGGGUCCAUCAAUAAAGAACCUGGACUUCUGGCCAAAACUCAUCACUCUCAUGGUGUCUGUAAUCGAUGAGGACCGGACGGCUUACACUCCAGUCAUAAACCAGUUUCCACAGGAGCUGAAUGUGGGCAAGAUCAGCGCUGAGAUCACGUGGAACCUCUUUGCCCUGGACAUGAAGUAUGCAAUGGAAGAACAUGACAAGCACCGCCUAUGCAAAAGUACAGAAUACAUGAAUCUUCACUUCAAAGUUAAAUGGUUUCAUAAUGAGUACGUCCGUGACCUGCCAGCCUUCAAGGGUGUUCCGCCUGAGUAUUCUCUGUGGUUUGAGCCGUUUGUCAUUCAGUGGCUUGAUGAGAACGAGGACGUUGCCAUGGAUUUCCUGAAUGGAGCAUUGGAAAGGGACAAGAAAGAUGGAUUUCAGCAAACCUCAGAGCACGCCCUCUUUUCUUGUUCGGUGGUGGAUGUGUUCACUCAACUAAACCAGAGUUUUGAGAUUAUCAAGAAGUUGGAGUGUCCAAACCCACAGGCUCUGGCUCACUUCAUGUGCCGCUUUGCAAAGACUAUCAACAAAGUUCUUCUGCAAUAUGCCGCAAUCAUAUCCAAGGACUUUCCUUUGUAUUUGAGUAAGGAGAACGUGCCCUGCAUCCUCCUCAACAAUAUUCAGCAGCUCCGUGUCCAGCUGGAGAAGAUGUUUGAGUCCAUGGGAGGCAAACAGCUGGAUGCAGAGGCCAGUGAUCUGCUAAAGGAGCUGCAGAACAAACUCAACACGGUGCUGGACGAGCUCAGCGGAGUGUUCGGCUCCAGUUUCAAACCUGUGAUUGAGGACUGUGUGAAGCAGAUGAACCAGGAGCUGGUCCAGAUGAAAGGUCCGGCCAAGGGGAGCAACGCUGCCAUGGAUGCAGAGACCGUGCUACGGCCUCUUAUGGACCUUCUGGAUAAAAAUUUGAUGUUAUUUGCCAAGAUCUGUGAGAAGACAGUGCUGAAACGAGUCCUCAAAGAGCUAUGGAAAAUUGUGCUGAACACCAUCGAGAGAACAAUUGUUCUGCCUCCGCUGAGUGACCAGAGUGUGACUCAGAUGAUCUUCAGCGCUGCCAAGGACUUGGGACAGCUGUCCAAGCUGAAGGAGCACGUAAUUCGAGAGGAAGCCAGAAGUCUGACUCCACGCCAGUGCGCAGCCAUGGACCUUGUGCUUCCCACCAUCAAGCAAUACUUCCAUGCUGGAGGAAAUGGGCUGAAGAAAACCUUCCUCGAAAAGAGCCCCGAUAUGAAGUCCCUCAAAUAUGCUCUCAGCCUUUACACUCAACCUACAGAUGCCUUGAUCAAGAAAUAUAUAUGCACCCAAACCUCUCAAGGUCAGUCAUCCAACGGAUCGGUGGGGGAGGUGUCGAUGCAAGUGAAUCUCAUCUCUCACCCUGGCACUGGAGAGCACAAAGUCAGCGUGAAGGUGAUCGCAGUGAACAACCUCAUCUGGCAAACCAACGCCAUGUUCCGUCCGUUUGUGGAGGUCAACGCCGUGGGACCACACCUGGCUGACAAGAAGCGCAAAUUCAGCACCAAGACCAAGAAUAAUAAUUGGUCACCAAAGUACAAUGAAACAUUCCAGUAUGUUCUGAGUAAUGAACAUGGUCCAGAGGCCUACGAGCUGCAUGUUUCAGUAAAGGACUACUGCUUUGCCCGCGAGGAUCGCAUCAUCGGCAUGACGGUCAUCCAGCUCCGAGAGCUGGCGGACAUGGGCAGCUGCUCCGCCAGCUACCCCCUAGUGAAAAGCAUCACCAUGGACGAAACGGGCCUCACCAUCAUGAGGAUACUCUCUCAAAGGACCAACGACGAGGUGGCCAAAGAGUUUGUGCGUCUCAAGACAGACACACGCUCGGCGGAGGAAGUGUCGUAA
Molecule: messenger RNA, 7719 nt
Organism: Toxotes jaculatrix (banded archerfish)
Lineage: Eukaryota; Metazoa; Chordata; Actinopteri; Toxotidae
Gene: unc13c
Product: protein unc-13 homolog C
Exons: 34
Coding region: 1-7719 (2572 amino acids)
Biological process (GO): presynaptic dense core vesicle exocytosis; synaptic vesicle priming; neuromuscular junction development
Cellular component (GO): presynaptic active zone cytoplasmic component; synaptic vesicle membrane; terminal bouton
Molecular function (GO): syntaxin-1 binding; diacylglycerol binding; phospholipid binding
Source: RefSeq, a predicted model, not a curated record